Molecule: messenger RNA, 1366 nt
Organism: Acromyrmex echinatior (Panamanian leafcutter ant)
Lineage: Eukaryota; Metazoa; Arthropoda; Insecta; Hymenoptera; Formicidae
Source: RefSeq, a predicted model, not a curated record
UACUACAUCAAAAGUCACUGUCUUGUAUCUAGUCUACCUAUUUCUACGAAGAUAUAUAAAUAUAAUUUCGAGUAAAUUCGUGGAAUAGAUUGAACUACCCGGGCUUCCAAGCAACGGGGAUAUCCACGAAACAAAUGAAGAUCUAUGCAGCAUGGUACGCCGCUUGCACUGUGCUCUGUGUUUGCGCGCAUCCGUCGAGAGAUCGAUCUAACGAGAUGUACAUUAGCAGCUCGAGAUCGUUCAAUCCAAAAUCAGCUAAUGGCUACGGUUUCGAGAAGCAGCUAUCUGCGACUAAAUUGUUCGAGAUUCUCGAGGAAGAUAGCGAAGAGUUCGAGGAGAGGAGACCAUCUACAAUGAGAGCGAUCGUUACGAAGGCAAAGAUCAGUCCGGUCUUGUUACCCUUGAUUAUAGAACCUGAAGCGGAAAUGUUGCCGGUCGGUUAUAAGGGCGUGAAGCCACCUGGAGUCACCCAUAUGGAACUUGCGUUUGCGAAACCGCAAAGCAACCCAAGUCGCAAAAGUGCGACCUUACGAGCCUCGGCGACGGACGACGGGAACUCUGGUAAAUCCAACAGAUUUAAUCAAGAUAACGAUGCGCAUUAUGCUGCGUCAAAGUAUGAGACGCAAGUUGCGAGAGAUGAACAUGGUACCGACAGCCUCGCCGUCUUCGAGGUAGGUUCGAAGGGCGACACGAAAAAGGAGAACGAAAAGGUUGAGUACUCCGAAGUCUCUGGUGAGAGUAAAAGCCAUUCCGAAAACGAGGAUCGCGCGAAGAAUCAUAAAGAAGAAGUUGCGAAAAAGAAGGGAGCUAUCUACGAGACAAGAGAUGGUCACGAGAAAGCUCAUAACACCGCCGGAUAUCGUAACGUUUAUCACAAAGAUGAGUUCAAGAAGGACGCUGAUUUCUACAGCAACGGGCGUCGGGGUGGACAUUUCAAGAACCAUGGUCGAUACGGCGAAAAACACGCUGCUGCUGAAGGCAAAUACGCGAAAAGCAGAAAUAACGAUUCCAGAUUCGUCGAGGUGGAAGCCAACAAGUAGAGAAACGAAAAAAAGAUGAGACAGCAAAUCGAGAAGCCUAAGAUCACCCUAAGACGGAUUCUUCGGGAACUUGGGCGGAUUCAUAAAGCAGGCUUAACGAGGGGUUGAAAGUUCGCUUUCAGCAACGACGGUUUAUGUUAACAUGUAUGACGCUUGCGUGAGCCGCAAUAGUACAAUAUUAUAGCAGCUAAUUCAAAGAUAAAUAUAAAAAGGUUCGAACAAAUGUACAAUAUACGUAUUCAAAAAUGUAUUGUAUAUUCAAACAUUUAUCGUAUUCCACCUCAUUUGGUACGCGCGUUGCACAUUUAAUGAAAUAUAAAAUUAUU